AUGGGGGAGAAAGGCACAACAUGUCCUAUUACAGACACAGUUGUUACUGCGACAACCAGCCUGAGACCGAUAGUACCAGAUAGACAUGCCUUUCAGAAGGCAUUACGUGAAUACAAUCAGGAUAUUAGUGAAACCGUCGGAAAGAUCGAUAGAAUUAUCGGAAGGAACAACGCUGUUGGAACUUUGAAUAUAUUAAGGCAAAGCAAGCAGGAACCUCGCAAAAGAAGGGAGCAGUUGAAGCUUCAGGCUGAUGGAAUGAAAAUUGAAAUUAUUGAAAUUAAAAAACUGCUUGCAGAAAAAGAUGCACUAUUAUCCGAUAUAGAAAAUGAUUUGGUGUACAGGGAUGAAAGCAAAUUAACAAUACGUUUGAAAGAAUUGGAGACUGCAUACUCUCAAACGAAAUUCACUUCUAGUCGUGCUGAAAAAGCGCUAAUCAAUGAAAUCGACAAAUUAAAACGAAAUCGAGCUAAACUAACGAAAUAUAAUAUUAUUAUGGAAGAGAAACGGGUUAUACAGCUCAAAUUAUGUGGAAUCAAUGAACGGCGUAGUAAUGUGCUGAAAUCAAUCCGUGAAAUAACAAAUCAGCUUGAUAAUACUGAUCGACAUAUUAGACAACAAAGACGGGAAUUCUUACAACUUAAAGAUAGUUUACGUGAUUUACAUGGUAAAAAAAAGAAGCUGGUGGAUAAUUACAACAAGAAACGGGCGGAAUAUAUCGAUUGGUCAAAUAAAAAUAAAAAGGACAUGCAUUAUUCUUCCACAACUUGUUCAAACUAUCCAUAUCCAACGACAUACCCGGUUGCUCACCGCAAUCAGUCUUCUGCUGAUUUUAUUGACGAAGAGACAUUGGAACCGUUUUAUGAGCAGAAGAUGACAUGUAAAAGAUUGAUCGAGUAUCUGACUUCACUGCAGUCACAGAUGCUCGUGGAAUAUUCAUCAUCAACUUAUGAUACAACAGAUAAAACGUGUAAAGAGACGACUGUUGACGGAAGUGAAGAUUCAGCAGAAGAUUACCCUCCAUCUUUUUCUGCACUGAAGGUGCAAGCCUCAUUACCGGUUUGUACCACAUCUGAGCAGGAACUGGAUAAAGAAAUAUCUCUUGUUAAAGUUUUGAAGAAAAAAAGUUGCAAAAAAUCUUCGAAGAAGCCAUGUCAGAAAAUAAGUCAUCCAAUGCAAAUGUUGUGCUUCUUUAAAGAAACUGAGAUACCGAUACCUCAAACUUAUCGUGAAAUUGAGCACACAUUGAAUAUGGUGCGUACAUUAUUGAAGCAAUAUCAAGAACAAACGAACGUUAUUGUUUGGGAAGAAAGUGAUUAUCAACAGUUAUCUUCACUCAGUGAAAGUGAACAUACAGCGGAUUCAACUUGGAAUGGUUCAACAGACACAUCCGAUCGUGGGAGCAUCUUCAAUAUUCAUACCUGUUCCUCUUCCGACCUAACAAUACCGGUCCGAGAAAAACCUCAGCCUUUUGGAAUGGGUAUUUGCAAUCAAAAACUGGAAUUUCCAACAUCGCUGUCAACCCCUGAUGAAGGUUUCGCAAGUAAAAAUUCUACUUGCUAA
Acanthocheilonema viteae is the source of this 1560-nucleotide messenger RNA. The record is from the annotation of a GenBank genome assembly. NCBI's taxonomy places the organism in Eukaryota, Metazoa, Nematoda, Chromadorea, Rhabditida, Onchocercidae.